Ornithorhynchus anatinus (platypus) is the source of this 5584-nucleotide messenger RNA. RefSeq names its product ADAM metallopeptidase with thrombospondin type 1 motif 1 (gene ADAMTS1). The transcript is spliced from 18 exons. Gene Ontology annotation, molecular function: metalloendopeptidase activity. The record is from RefSeq and is a predicted model, not a curated record. Gene Ontology annotation, cellular component: extracellular matrix. The coding region runs from base 46 to 4884 and encodes 1612 amino acids. Gene Ontology annotation, biological process: proteolysis; extracellular matrix organization. Lineage: Eukaryota; Metazoa; Chordata; Mammalia; Monotremata; Ornithorhynchidae.
UCCCGGGCGCGGCACGUGGAGCUGCUCCUGGUGGCCGACGCGUCGAUGCGGCGCACCUACGGCCGGGGUCUGCAGCACUACCUGCUGACCCUCGUGGCCAUCGCCUCGCGUCUCUACGGCCACGCCAGCCUCGAGAACCCCGUCCGCCUGGCCGUGGUGCAGGUCCUGGCGCCGGACGGGGACCGGGACCGGGACGGCGACGCGGAGCCGGAGCGGGACCCGGGACCCCCCGUCCACCGCAACGCGGCCGCCACGCUCAAAGCCUUCUGCAAGUGGCAGCACCGGCGGAGCCGGCAGGGCGGAGGCCGCGGGGGCCGCUACGACGCCGCCAUCCUCUUCACGAGGGAGGACCUGUGUGGCCACCACUCCUGCGACACCCUGGGCAUGGCGGACGUCGGGACGGUGUGCUCCCCCGAGCGCAGCUGCGCCGUCAUCGAGGACGACGGUCUCCACGCGGCCUUCACCGUGGCCCAUGAAAUCGGCCACCUGCUCGGCCUCUCCCACGACGACUCCAAGUUCUGCGAGGAAAACUUCGGCGCCACAGAAGACAAGCGCCUGAUGUCGUCCAUCCUGACGAGCAUAGACGCCUCGCGGCCGUGGUCCAAGUGUACGUCGGCCACCAUCACCGACUUCCUGGACGACGGCCACGGGAACUGCUUGCUGAACGUCCCCAAGAAGCAGAUCCCGGGGCCCGAGGAGCUUCCGGGCCAGACGUACGAUGCCAUCCGCCAGUGCCAGCUGGCCUUCGGGCCCGAGCACACCGUGUGCCCCGGCAUGGACGUCUGCGCCCGGCUGUGGUGCGCCGUCCUGCGUCAGGGCCAGGUGGUCUGCCUGACCAAGAAGCUGCCCGCUGUCGAGGGGACGCCCUGUGGCAAGGGGAGAAUUUGCCUGCAAGGCAAGUGUGUGGACAAAACCAAGAAAAAGUAUUACUCGGUCUCCAGUCACGGCAACUGGGGGUCGUGGGGGCCCUGGGGCCAGUGCUCCCGCUCCUGCGGGGGAGGGGUCCAGUUCUCCCACCGCCACUGCAACAACCCGGCCCCCCGAAACAACGGCCGCUACUGCACCGGCAAGAGGGCCCUCUACCGCUCCUGCAGCCUCACGCCGUGUCCCGAGGGUGGCAAAAGCUUUCGCCAGGAGCAGUGCGAAGCCAAGAACGGCUUCCAGUCGGACGCCAAGGGGCUGAAGACCUUCGUGGAGUGGGUACCCAAGUACGCGGGGGUGCUUCCGGCCGACGUCUGCAAGCUGACCUGUCGAGCUAAAGGGACCGGCUACUACGUGGUCUUCUCCCCAAAGGUGACGGACGGAACCGAGUGCCGGCCGUACAGCAGCUCGGUCUGCGUGCGGGGAAAAUGCGUGAGGACAGGCUGCGACGGGGUCAUCGGCUCCGCGCUGCAGUUCGACAGGUGCGGGGUGUGCGGAGGCGACAACUCCAGCUGCACUAAGGUCACCGGGACCUUCAAUAAGAGGAGCAAGGGGUACACGGACGUGGUCCGCAUCCCCGAGGGCGCCACCCACAUCAAGAUCCGCCAGUUCAAGGCCAAGGACCAGAGCCGCUUGACGGCCUACCUGGCCCUCAAGCGCAAGAGCGGCGAGUACCUGCUGAACGGCGGCUACGUCAUCUCCACGUCCGAGACCGUGGUGGACGCCCACGGCACCGCCCUCAACUACAGCGGCUGGAGCCACCGGGACGACUUCCUCCACGCCAUGGGCCACGCGGCCACCCGCGAGGUGCUGGUGGCCCAGAUCUUGGCCACCGACCCCACGCGGCCCGUGGACGUCCGCUACAGCUUCUUCGUGCCCAACCGGGCGGCCCCCGGGUCCAACGCCGUGCCCGGCCAGGGCGUCCCGCGCUGGGUGACCGGGCCCUGGCUCUCCUGCUCUCGGACGUGUGACCGGGGCUGGCAGUCCCGGACCGUGCAGUGCCAGGACGGGAGCAAGAAGUUGGCCAAGGGUUGCCUCCUGCCCCAGCGGCCUACCGCCUUCAAGCAGUGCCUGCUCAGGAAGUGCUGUCAGUGGCCGGACACCUACCACCCAACCUUCUACCACAUCUCCGGCUCUAGCACCUCCAUUUCCUCCGGGGGCUUUCGGGGCUUUCUCCCCCUGAACCUCAGACUCUCGCUUCUCUACAUCGACUUUAUCAUUAAGAAGAAGAAGAAGAAUCCCAUGCGCCCCCGCCCGCCGCCGCCGCCGCUGCUGCUGCGCACCGGCUGGCUGCUCGCCCUCCUGGGGGCCGGGGGCUCCCUCCGCCCGCCCCCCGACGGGACCCUGCUGGUGCCCGAGGUCCUGGCCGGCCCGGAGGGGAGCGGCCAGCGGCGGCUGCGGCUGGACGCCUCGGGGCGGCGGCUGGAGCUGACCCUGCGGCCGGACAGCAGCUUCCUGGCGCCCGGCUUCGCCCUGCGGCACCUCGGGGGGCCCCGGGCCCCGGGCCCCGUCGACCGGCUGGACGGCUGCUUCUACUCGGGCCGGGUGGAGGGCCACCGGGACUCGGCCGCGGCGCUCAGCCUGUGCGGGGGCGUGCGGGGCGCCUUCUCCCUGGCCGGGGACCACUUCACCAUCCAGCCCGUCGGGGCCGACUCGCGUCUCCACGUCCUGCGGCGACGGCCGCCCGGACCCCGAGGCCCCGAGUGCGGGGUGGCCGACCCCCGGACCCCGCCGCGGAGACCCGCUCCGCCCUCCGGGACCCGCCCGGAUCACGGCCACGCGGCCGGGCACGUCCGGAGAAAGCGCUUCGUGUCCAGCCACCGCUACGUGGAGACGCUGCUGGUGGCCGACCAGACGCUGGCGGACUUCCACGGCGAGGGGCUGCAGCACUACCUGCUGACCCUGUUCUCGGUGGCCGCCCGCCUCUACAAGCAGCCCAGCAUCCGCAACUCCAUCAGCCUGGUGGCCGUCAAGAUCCUGGUCGUCCACGACGCCCGGCAGGGGCCGGAGGUCACCUCCAACGCGGCCAUGACCCUGAAGAACUUCUGCAGCUGGCAGGCCCGGCACAACCAGCCCAACGACCGCCACCCGGAGCACUACGACACCGCCAUCCUCUUCACCAGACAGGACCUGUGCGGGGCCCAGACCUGCGACACCCUGGGCAUGGCGGACGUGGGCACCAUGUGCGACCCCAGCCGCAGCUGCUCCGUCAUCGAGGACGACGGCCUGCAGGCCGCCUUCACCACCGCCCACGAGCUAGGUCACGUGUUCAACAUGCCGCACGACGAGGCCAAGCAGUGCGCCGGCAUGAACAGCGGCUCCAGCCGCGGCUCCCACAUGAUGGCGGCGAUGCUGUCCAGCCUGGACCGCGGUCGGCCCUGGUCGCCCUGCAGCGCCUACACCGUCACCUCCUUCCUGGACAACGGCCACGGGGAGUGCUUGCUGGACAAGCCCCAGAAGCCUCUACGCCUGCCGUCCGACCUCCCGGGCACGCUGUACGACGCCCACCGCCAGUGCCAGUUCACGUUCGGCGAGGAGUCCCUGCACUGCCCCGACGAGGGCAGCACGUGCGCCACGCUGUGGUGUACGGGCACCUCGGGCGGCGGCCUGCUCGUCUGCCAGACCAAGCACUUCCCCUGGGCCGACGGCACCAGCUGCGGCCCCGGAAAAUGGUGCCUCAACAGCAAGUGCGUGGACAGGCCCGACGGCGAGCAGCGCAGUGCACCGGUGCACGGCGGCUGGGGGGCCUGGGGCCCGUGGGGAGAGUGUUCCAGGACCUGCGGCGGGGGCGUCCAGUACACCUUCCGGGAGUGCGACCGCCCCGUCCCCCGCAACGGCGGAAAGUACUGCGAGGGACGGUGGGUUCAGUAUCGCUCCUGCAACCUCCAGGACUGCCCGGAUCACGGGGGGAAGACGUUCCGGGAAGAGCAGUGUGAAGCCCACAACGACCUGUCCAAGUCCCCCUUCGGGGGCGGGCCCGCGGUCGAGUGGACCCCCAAGUUCGCCGGAGUGUCCCCCAAGGACCGAUGCAAGCUGGUGUGUCGAGCUAAGGGCACCGGCUACUUCUUCGUUCUGCAGCCCAAGGUGGUGGACGGCACUCCGUGCAGCCCCGACUCCACUUCGGUCUGCGUGAGGGGCCAGUGCAUCAAGGCCGGCUGCGACCGCGUCAUCGGCUCCAGCAAGAAGUUCGACAAAUGCGGCAUCUGCGGGGGCAGUGGGUCCACCUGCAAGAAAGUGUCCGGCUCGCUGACCAACGCCAAGCCCGGCUACCAGGACGUGGUGACCAUCCCGGCGGGGGCCACCAACAUCGAGGUGAAGCAGAGGAACCCGCACGGCUCCCGCACCCACGGGAGCUUCCUGGCCCUGAAGGCGGCCGACGGCACCUACGUCCUCAACGGCGACUACACGCUGUCCACCCUGGAGCAGGACCUGACCUACCGCGGGAGCGUCCUCCUCUACAGCGGCUCCUCGGCCGCCCUGGAGCGCCUCCGCAGCUUCAGCCCCCUCAAGGAGCCCCUCACCGUCCAGGUGCUGACCGUGGGCGACGGCCCGCGGCCCAAGAUCAAGUUCAGCUACUUCGUCCAGCGCAAGAAGAAGGAGUCGUUCAACGCCAUCCCCACGCAGUCCGAGUGGGUGAUCGAGGAGUGGGGGGAGUGCUCGGUCACCUGCGGGACGGGCAGCCGCCGCCGGCCCGUGGCCUGCCGCGACCUCCGCGGCCGCCCCUCCUCGGACUGCCCGGCCGAGCUGAGGCCCGCGGCCGUCCGGCCCUGCGCCGCCGCCCCCUGCCCGCGCUGGCGCCUCGGGGACUGGUCGCCCUGCUCCGCGUCCUGCGGCCGCGGCUUCCGCAAGCGGGUGGCCCGCUGCCUCUCCCCGGAGGGCGCCGAGCUGGCGCGGGAGAGCUGCGACCUCGCCCGGAGGCCCGGGCACCUCCUCGACCUCUGCUCGGCCCCGGACUGCGGCUAGGGCGAGGCCGGUCGGGGCUCACCUACCUCACGGACACGGGGAGGGUGACCGCGGCAACCGUGGCGUCCGCCGGGACGCCCGCCCUAGCCGCCCUGGCGCGUGCGGCCUCGACCCCCCCCCGCCCCCCCUCCGGCCGCCGCGGUGCCCGCGGGCGUCCCCGGGGGCGCCGGACCGGGGCCGACCGCCGGACCCCCGCUGACCCCCCCCCCGGCGGGCUCGCCGACUACGGGUCCGCGCCGACCGCCGUCCUCGGGGGCGCCUACCGCGCCCGCCGCAACCACGGUACCGGCCGAGGUCGGCGGCACCCCGCCUCUCCCGAACGCGGGCGCCCUCGGGGAGGGGGCCGGGACCGGGGGGGGGGCGGGGGAUUCUCUCGGCAGCGGCGGUCCCGGCUGGGGGCCAGCGGGUCCACUCCCGGCCGGGCGACGUCCGGCCCCCGCCCGCGCGGAGGCCGACGCGCACCUCUAGGUCGGGGGCCGUACUUUAUAAGUAUUCAGCGACCACCCUUUUCCUUCCACGAAGGAUCGUAUUUGUCAUAAUGAAUGCAUAUAAUGAACCUAUUUAUUUUUAUACUUCUUGUCUGACGUGAUCCUCUAAGUUAUCACUUUUUUUUUUAAAUGGGCAUAUACUGAGAAUAGAGUAUUUAUACCGGCUAUGUUACUAGAAGUAAUAAAAGGACACUAUGGACUUGGGAAUGUCA